UAAAUGGGACAUAGUAACAAUGUGACAGAAUUUGUUUUCCUGGGCCUCACUCAGGAUCUACAGGGCCAAAAAGCAUUAUUUGUCGUAUUUUCACUCAUCUACAUUAUGACAAUGGUGGGCAACCUGCUCAUUGUGGUCACUGUUCUUUCCAGCCCCUCCCUGGCCUCCCCCAUGUACCUCUUCCUUGCCUAUCUGUCACUCAUGGAUGCCGCUUAUUCCACUGCCAUUUCACCCAAAUUGAUUAUAGACUUACUCCGUUGUCAUAAGACAAUUUCUUUCUCGGCUUGCAUGGGACAGCUCUUUCUGGAACACUUAUUUGGAGGUUUUGAAGUCUUUCUUCUGGUGGUAAUGGCCUAUGAUCGCUAUGUGGCCAUCUGUAAGCCACUGCACUACAUAACCAUCAUGAAUAGACAGGUUUGCAUCCUGCUGUUGGCACUGGCUGGGGUUGGAGGUUUUGUACAUUCUUUGGUCCAACUCCUCUUUGUGUACAGCCUCCCCUUUUGUGGCCCCAAUAUCAUUGACCACUUCUUCUGUGACGUGUACCCUCUGUUGGAACUUGCCUGCACUGACACCUACUUUGUAGGCCUCACUGUGGUUGCCAAUGGCGGAGCAAUCUGUAUGUUCAUCUUUAUUUUUCUAUUAGUCUCCUACGGAGUCAUCCUCAAUUCUCUGAAAACUCACAGUCAGGAAGGGAGGCGCAAAGCCCUGUCUACCUGCAGUUCCCAUAUCACGGUGGUUGUCCUCUUUUUCGUUCCCUGUAUUUUCCAGUACGUUCGACCUGUUUCUAACUUCCCCAUUGAUAAAUCCAUAGCUGUGGUCUUUACUGUUGUCACUCCCAUGUUGAAUCCUUUAAUAUAUACUUUGAGAAAUCCAGAAAUGAAACAUGCUGUGAAAAAGCUCUGGCAUAAAAAGUUAACUAUAGAUAGAAUGAGCAUGUUGUCACCCAUACUGAAUGCUUUUGUUACUAAUUCUGAAGCACAAACAGGCAGUCCAUUGUAA
Messenger RNA from Myotis myotis, 999 nucleotides. RefSeq names its product olfactory receptor 4A5-like. The record is from RefSeq and is a predicted model, not a curated record. Gene Ontology annotation, biological process: G protein-coupled receptor signaling pathway. Bases 4 to 999 code for a protein of 331 amino acids. The transcript has a single exon. Lineage: Eukaryota; Metazoa; Chordata; Mammalia; Chiroptera; Vespertilionidae. Gene Ontology annotation, molecular function: G protein-coupled receptor activity; olfactory receptor activity. Gene Ontology annotation, cellular component: membrane.